Molecule: messenger RNA, 5511 nt
Organism: Cottoperca gobio
Lineage: Eukaryota; Metazoa; Chordata; Actinopteri; Perciformes; Bovichtidae
Gene: itga5
Product: integrin, alpha 5 (fibronectin receptor, alpha polypeptide)
Exons: 30
Coding region: 235-3414 (1059 amino acids)
Biological process (GO): angiogenesis; cell-matrix adhesion; cell-cell adhesion
Cellular component (GO): integrin complex; external side of plasma membrane
Molecular function (GO): integrin binding
Source: RefSeq, a predicted model, not a curated record
CUCCCUGCUGCAUGCAUCAUGAUGAGUAGGUGAGCAGAGAAGGCGUGGGCCUGCAGCACAGAGAGGAGCUGACAGAGCAUUAAUGACACACUGGCCGGUUACAGUUACAGGGAUGCACAUCUAGCCCGAUUCCACCUCUGUUUUCAGGCUUCAUCUGCGGACUCGAAAGCGCCUAAAACCUGGGACAAUUCCGCCGUUUAAAACCAACUUUAGUGGAUUAAUUUAUUCUACAAAAUGCGCUUGGAACGAUUUCGCGUAAAGACGCCGGGGAUCGGAGCCCUCCUGGCCCGCUCACUCCUUUGUAUCAGCGGGCUGUUGCUCACUUUUUCUCAGCCUGGCUGCGAGGCGUUCAACCUGGACGUGGAGACGCCAGCUGUUUACAGCGGACCUAACGGGAGCUACUUCGGAUAUGCUGUUGACUUUUAUUUGGCUGAUUCUGCCAGUGCGAGUUUGGUGAUCGGAGCUCCGAAGGCCCACACGAAUCAGGUUAACGUCACCGAGGGAGGAUCCGUCUUCUACUGUCCGUGGAGCCUCAGCCAAUCAGAUUGUCACACCAUCGCCUUUGAUACCGAAGGCGAUCGCACCGUGUUGCUCAACGACACAGAACAUCAGGUCGAUUUCAAGUCCCACCAAUGGUUCGGCGCCACUGUACGAUCUCACGGUGACACAAUUCUGGCAUGCGCCCCUCUCUACUCCUGGCGGACUGAAAGGGAUGUCCCCCAUUCUGACGCGACAGGAACCUGCUACCUCUCAGUCCAUAAUUUCACCAAAUUUGUGGAGUACGCUCCCUGCCGCACAGAGAUCAGUAAUGCGGUGGGACAAGGCUACUGCCAGGGAGGAUUCAGUGCGGACUUCACUACGGAUGGCAAAGUGGUAUUGGGAGGGCCAGGCAGCUACUUCUGGCAGGGUCAGGUGAUCUCUGCAGCUAAGGAGGACAUUAUCAAAGCGUACUACCCUGGAUACUUUAUGCAGUCUGUGGAGGGCCAGAUUCAGACCAGACAGGUCAUGGCUGAACAUGAUGACAGCUACCAAGGCUACUCUAUUGCUGUUGGGGAAUUCAGCGGCGAUCAGGUGGAAGAUUUUGUGGCCGGCGUUCCAAAAGGACUCAAGCUUUAUGGUUUGGUGUCCGUUCUGAACGGCUCAGAUCUGAAGACCCUGAGUAACUACACUGGCGAGCAGAUGGGGUCAUAUUUCGGGUACGCAGUGGCAACGACUGACAUAAACAGUGACGGCAUGACUGACCUGCUGGUGGGAGCUCCCAUGUUCAUGGUCCGGGGCUCCGAUAGCCGUCUGGAAGAGAUGGGCCGGGUCUAUGUUUACCUGCAGCGGGGCCCCGUCAAUCUGGAGCUCCGCCUCCCUCACCUGACGGGCACCCAGGUGUUUGGGAGAUUUGGCAGCACCAUUGCACCAUUGGGAGAUCUGAACCAGGAUGGGUUCAAUGAUGUGGCUAUCAGCUGCCCGUUUGGAGGGGACGACCAGCAGGGCCUGGUCUACAUCUAUAAUGGAUACUCAGAGGGUCUGAGGGAGAAACCGUCUCAGGUGAUCACUGGCCAGUGGGCUGCUGGGGCCAUUCCUGCCAGCUUUGGAUUCUCCCUCAGAGGAGCUCAGGACCUGGACAUGAACGGAUAUCCAGAUCUCAUUGUUGGUGCCUUUGGUGUUAAUAAGGCAGUUCUCUAUAGAUCCCGCCCGAUAGUCAACACCAGCGUCUCUCUGACGGUUUACCCCACCAUGAUCAACCCUGAAGAGAAGAACUGCAUGGUCACCAGUGGAAACAGCAGCAUUCCUGUUUCCUGUGUCAACCUGAGUUUCUGCAUAUCUGCUGAUGGGAAGCACCUUCCAGACGUCCUAGAUUUCCAGGUGGAAGUGCAGCUCGAUAGUAAUAAGCACAAGCAGAAGGGUGCAGUGAGGAGGGCUCUGUUCUUGGAUUCCCAGCAGCCUUUGCUCCAGAGGAGUGUGAGGGUGCGCCAUGGCGAGCGUGUUUGCAACAACACCAAGAUCUACCUGAGAGAUGAGAAAGAAUUCAGGGAUAAACUCUCCUCCAUUUAUGUGGCCUUGAACUUCAGCUUGGAUCCAAAAGCUGCAGCCGACUCCCACGGGCUGCGGCCCAUCCUCAACUAUCAGACCACCAGCGUUAUUGAGCAGAAGGCUCAGAUUCUGCUGGACUGUGGGGAGGACAACAUCUGCGUUCCUGACUUGAAGCUGGCAGUUCAAGGGAACAGGAAGGAGGUGUACCUGGGUGAUGACAACUCGCUGACCUUGACCUUCAACGCCAGGAAUGAGGGCGAGGGAGGGGCGUAUGAGGCGGAGCUGUACGUGGUGCUGCCCCACGAAGCUGACUACAGCGGUAUUUCCCGCAAUAAUGAGAGUCUGACCCAGCUGACCUGCAGCUAUGACACGGAGAACCAGACCCGGUUCCUCAGCUGUGAUUUGGGUAACCCCAUGAAGUCUGGCACCAGUCUGUGGGCAGGUCUGCGCUUCACAGUGCCGCGGCUGAAGGACGUGCACAAAACGGUCCAGUUUGAGCUGCAGAUCCGCAGUAAAAACGAGAAUAAUUCCCACAGUGAGGUUGUGCCCUACAAGCUGGAUGUGGUGGUUCAGGCUGAAGUCAUUCUGCAGGGCGUGUCUCGACCAGAUAAGGUCGUUUUCCCGCCGGCCAACUGGAAGGUGACCAAAAACUACGAGGUGGAGCAGGACGUUGGGCCUGUAGUGGAGCACAUCUAUGAGCUGGUGAACAACGGGCCCAGCCGGAUCAGCCACACCCUGCUGGAGCUGCGCUGCCCCCUCAGAGUCCAGGGUCAAACUCUGCUCUACCCUCUGGACUUCUCCAUCGAAGGCCCCAUCAACUGCACCGCCGACAAAAACAUGAACCACCAAGACCUCAAACUCCAGCACACUUCCACAGAACCACCUAUCCUGGCACUGAAGGCACAUGAGCACCAUGUCGAGAGGAGGGACGUCCACAGGAAUCAACUCGCUCAUUUGACGAACCUGACCUGCUCCAACACGGAGUGCUGGGCGCUGCGGUGCACCGUGGGUCUGCUGGAGAAGGGCACAACCGCCAUCCUCAAAGUGCGCUCCCGCAUCUGGGCCGAGACCUUCACCGAGAGAGUUUACAAGCACUAUGUGCUGGAGUGCCUGGCCAGGUACAGUGUGGAGAAGAUGCCGUACGCCAUCCUCCCCAGACACGCGCCCAGCGGACACAAGAAGGUGGUGACCCCGCUGGUGUGGAAUAAGCCGGAUAUCGAGAACUCGGUUCCUCUGUGGAUCAUCAUCUUGGCCAUUCUGGCCGGUUUACUGCUUCUCGCUCUGCUCAUCUACGUCCUCUACAAGUUCGGCUUCUUCAAGCGCUCUCUCCCGUACGGCACGGCCAUGGAGAAAGCUCAACUCAAACCCCAGGCUGCCUCUGAGGCCUGAACAGCUGCAGUAUCCGGCCUUAUGACUGCAGAGUGGAUCAGAGAGUUAGUGAGAGAGAGACCACUGGAAGCUCCACUGUGCUGCACGACAGGAAGACUCCAAAGAUCUCCAAAUGAAUGUUUUUUCUUUUUUCUUUUUUUAACUUAUGUCUGGUUUGUCGGCAGGUUGCGAUUGUUACUAAAUGGAACUUUUUCUCAACGCCUCAUUAGACUGAACAGACUAGAAGAGCAGGCUGCGCCGGGUUUCCCUUUAAUCGCCUUAUUCUGGUGCUAAAGAUCUCACGGGCCACAUGUAGCUUAAUGCAGCCAGGCGCUGUGCGUCCUCCGGAGGCCCGCGCGUCUUCUUCUGGUGUCUCCGCAACACGUGUCGCUCAGCAUCCUGUUGAAACUGCUCUGCUUUUAUCACAACAUUUAAAGUUUUACGUAAUUUAAGUCCUGACCUGCCCGAGGUGCUCCCCUGAUUCUCGUCCUAAUGCAUGCUGGGAUAUGCUCCAGCACCGCGCGCCCCUGAGCGGGAGGAGUGCAGGGAAGUUCUUGAACUCUCUCUCUGCCUCGGGUCGGUGGACGGCGCCGGGUUGAGUUGUUUUUUGCACUCAAAGGAAAUCUACUGAUAUAACUCCAGAGACUGAAACGGACCGACUCACCUUCCUUUGAGUUCUGACUCCUGCUGAUCGCUUUCAACCCGUGCUCACGUUCAGAGUUACCAUCGGAACCCCCGCAGACCUGUGAACGUCUGAUCCGCUUCCGUCUUUUCUCUGGCUCGCUUUCAAUCCAGUGAGUUGAUGAGUGCGGCGUGACGAUCAGCGCGUUGUAGCUUUGGCAGAGUUUUAGUCUGAGAGCAGGCGGGGUCGGCAGGAUUAGAGCUGCACCAUAAUGUCACAUGUCGGGAUGCAUCACGUGUUGUUAGUGACCUGCAGACUCUGCACGCACAGACAACCAUCACACGCCGUCUUCAUCAUUUAUCAAACUACCACAGCAGCGAGGAGCAGGAGAAAAGAAGAUUCGGCUGCAGAAAUAAUCAGUUGCACGGAAACAUUUCAGCUGCAGAAAGAAGGAAGUUGAGUAAAAAGCGGAGCUUUGUCCUCGUCGGGUGAAGAUUCAGUUUUCUGGUGCAGCUCUAGUCCCGACCGUUUCCAGCUCGCAGUGCGUGUCACUGUGAGAUACUGUAUUUCUGAUCGUCUUCGCCACGUUCACAAAGUGGCUGAAGUCAUCACCCAACAGGCGACGGGGACUGAACAUUAAAAUGCUUCUGUUACUCGUCGUGUACAGAGAUCGUGUGCCUUUGAUGUAAAUACUGUGUGUUUGUGUGAAUGGUAUAUUUAUGAAUGUUUGUUAUGUGUAUGAAUUUGUUGUUAGCCUUGUACAAACACAUGAUGUAAUAACGCUGCAGUGUGUUAUACAUUUCCCCGCAUUUUGCAACAAAUUAUUACAUAUUUUUAUUACAAACUGCGGGAGUUGCAUUUAAAAAAAGAAGAAGUAAUAAUGCAUUAUGUAAAAAUGGACGUCUUCAUGUACAUGUUAUAUUUUUAGAAAUAGAUUUGGCCAAUGAAAGAUAAUCUACUGAACUAACUAUAUCUUUUAAAAUGUAUUUUGAGUCGGUAUGAUUCAUGCUUAAAUGCAUAAAAAUAAACAUUGUUGUUAUGAAUGAAGACAUCCAUUUGGGUUGUUAUUACUUUAUGCACGAAGAACAAAACAUGCAUUUUGUAAUAACCGCUGCAAUAUGAAAUAGUUUGAAGUGCAGUUAUUAUAUGAUGUGUUAUAAUCCUUCCCACUGCUCAGUCGUGCUCCCCCCCCCAUUCUGCAUUAGUUGCUCCUGACUCAUAAACACAUGAGAGUUUGAACAUGUUUGUUUUUUCUCAUAGACUUCUAUACAACCAGAGGAGUCACUCCCUGCUGGAGUUUAGAGAGGAGUAGAAACAUUUUCUCAUAGACUUCUAUACAACCAGAGGAGUCACUCCCUGCUGGAGUUUAGAGAGGAGUAGAAACAUUUUCUCAUAGACUUCUAUACAACCAGAGGAGUCGCCCCCUGCUGGAGGUUACAGAGGAGUAGAAACAUUUUCUCAUAGACUUCUAUACAACCAGAGGAGUCUCCUCCUGC